Messenger RNA from Ahaetulla prasina, 3235 nucleotides. It is a transcript of the gene SYNJ2BP, whose product is annotated as synaptojanin 2 binding protein. NCBI's taxonomy places the organism in Eukaryota, Metazoa, Chordata, Lepidosauria, Squamata, Colubridae. The coding region runs from base 151 to 594 and encodes 147 amino acids. The transcript is spliced from 4 exons. The record is from RefSeq and is a predicted model, not a curated record. Gene Ontology annotation, molecular function: protein binding.
GCUGAUGAAAGUGAAAGUGCCGCGGCCGCCGUGCCGCCGCUCUAGCCACCUCCUCCUCCUCCUCGACUUUGGCUUGGUUGGGUUCACCUUCAAGCGCACGCUUGGCGGAGCGAGGUGGCGCCGAGCAGAGACUCCGCAGGAGAGCGCAGCAUGAACGGAGGGGUGGACUAUCUGCUGUCGGAGGAAGUGAUCCAUCUCUCCCGAGGACCUUCAGGCUUGGGAUUUAAUAUUGUUGGCGGGACUGAUCAGCAGUAUAUUGCCAAUGAUAGCGGCAUCUACGUUAGCCGGAUCAAAGAAAAUGGAGCUGCUGCACUUGAUGGCCGCCUUCAGGAAGGAGACAAGAUUUUAGCAGUUAAUGAUAAGGAGUUGAAGAACAUGCUACACAAGAAUGUUGUGGAACUUUUCAGGACAGCUGGUGACAAUGUAUCAUUAAAGGUCCAGCACAGGCUACUGCCCCAGAAUGGUCCCUCAAGCCGAGGAGAUGGAGAUCCGGGAGGCGUUCCUUUGGCUAUGAUUUUGGUUCCAGGGCUGGCCAUAGCAGCAGCAGCAGCAGCUCUAGUAUGGGCCUUCCUUAGAUAUCGACAGAGGGUGUGAUGAGCAUCAUUUUCCAAAGAUCUUGGUGUCUAGGAAAACCUAUAUAUCUGUAAAAUAAUUUAAACAGAAGAAAUCAGCAAUCUUACUCUGGACUGACACAGGGAGAGGAGUAAUAGAGAAUCAUUGGUCACUGCAGCCUUCCCCAACUUGGUGCCUUUCAGAAGGUGUUGGAUUACAACGCCCAUUAUUUCCAACCUGGCGGGUAUCACUUUGGGAAAGGCUGGAAAACACUAAACAUUUUGGCUCCUUUAAGGAGUUUCAAAUUUCAUACACUUAGAACCUGAAAACUGAUGAGCUGGACAAUCUGACUCCACUGGCCCUGAAGAAAAUUGGUCCGGUCUUUUCUGAUUUAUUUUUUUAUCAUGCAAGUUUUCCUCUGCUCAAAUUUUUUUCCCCACCUGUAGCUAAGCAAUGGGGCAGAGCAUGUACGUUGUGUCCCCUGACAGAUGUGAUAAGACAAGGUAUCUGUUUUGCCACUUGCGAAACUGCUUUUGAAACAUGAAGGAAACUUCCGGAGCAAUUGCAGCAUAGUUAUGCUUUGAUGUGGGGAGGAUUGGGUCUCGGGUGGAGCGAAAUGUCCUUGAAAAUGCAAAAAAGCAGGUUUUCCUGAUCAGAAGGAAUAUUGUAGAUUGCAAUUCAGAAUCGAGUGUGAAAUUGAAAAAGGUAUUGGAUUUUUUAAAAAAAAUACAGAUUUAUCUUUGUUCCCGCCCUAUGUUUUCUCAGAAGAAUAUUGUCCGUAAUAAUGAGAGAUGAAAGUGAUAAUGAAAACAUCUUUUGUUAACGAGUAGAAUAUUUUGGCAGGGCAGGCUAAAUAUUAUUUAAAUCAGAAGUCUUCAAACUUGGCCGCUUUAAGACUUGUGGACUUCAACUCCUAGAAUUCUCCAGAAUUCUGGGAGUUGAAGUCCACAAGUCUUAAAGCGGCCAAGUUUGAAGACCUCUGAUUUAAAUUAUGGCUCAACAUAAUUGUAUUUUUGUAGUGGUUCUCUAGCUGAAAAGACAGAACAUUUCCUCAAACCUGAACAUGGAAAGAUGAUGCGUUGUCCCUUUCGACUCUCUAAGAAUAGAUAAUUUCAAGUAUUGUGUACAAUGGAUGGUUUAUUUUGAACAAUUGGGUAGAAUGCAUUGCUUUUAUCUGUGGGUUGAAAACUGUCAUUGGAAAGUAGACCCUUGCAGAGUUUCCUUCCACAUAACUUGUUUCAGGUUGGGUAGUCAAACAUAUUUUUUUUCUUAAAUUGCUAAAGUGCCAGAUAGCUCUUUCCAGUGAAAAGCAAUAUGUGUUCAUGAUAGCUGUUUUGUUUUGUUGUGUUUUGUUUGGAGAGUGUGAACUACACCUAUGGAAUUCUCCAGCCAUGCAACAAGGCAGCAGUGUUUAUAUAAACCCAAAGUCUGUGAAAUGAUGACAAGGUGCUUGAAAGCAAAGCUACAAUGCCUUCACUUUCUAGAUGGCAAACCCUUGUUUGUUGACUGUAUCAUAGAGGUGAAUGAUUUAAACUCCUUAAAGCAGGGGUCUCCAACCUUGGCAACUUUUAAGACUUGUGGACUUCAACUCCCGGAAUCCCUCAGCCAGCAAAGCUGGCUGAGGAAUUCUGGGAGUUGAAGUCCACAAGUCUUAAAGUUGCCAAGGUUGGAGACCCCUGCCUUAAAGUAUCGUUAAUUUUAUUUUUGAAACGGAAACUGUUUUUGUACUUUGCAAAGAAAAUUGAUGUAUGAGAAACGCAUAAUGCCAAAAAAUGUAUGUGCAGUACUUCUUGAAACUUUAAUCUGUGCUGAAUGGGUUUUGUUUUUUUCCCAACUUUUAAAAUUUCUAAUAUUUCUAUACAAGAGAAUACUUGAGAUAUGCUGGUGUGUGCCUAUUGUAUUUUCCCCUUUCUAUCCCUUUAGCACAGUGAAAGGAGCCUGUCCUUCCUCCAGUUAUAUUUACCUGGAAUGUGCCCAGCCUUUCCUGAGAUAGAAAAUAGUCAUUCCUUAUUGGGAACCCUAUUCCAGUAAUGAGGACCUGGCCACACCAGUGAAACCUCUCCAAUUUGGGGGGGGGGGGGAUUAUUAGGAUUAUUAUGACUGAAAAGGCAAUUUCCACAAGUAUGGUACAAUCGCAAGAGUAUAAUUUUGUGGACACAUGCAAACUGGGAACUCUGAUAACAGAGACGGUUCGUGUGCAAGGAAGUAUUAUAGUAUUGUGGCUCUUCUGUGAUACAGAUAAUCCUCGAUUUAUGUUCCCUUACAAUAGGGAUCGGAAUGUCUGUUACCAAGGUGUUCUUAAGUGAGUCAUGUCUGAUUUUACAACCUUUUUUUUUUUUGCCACAUUUAAGUGAAUCACCCUUAAGCAAACUUGACUUCCUUCUUUGACUUUGCUUAUCGGAAGCGAGAGGAGGUUGCAAAUAGAAAUCAUGUGUCCCCUGGGAUGCUAUAACAAUUGUAAAGUGUGAUGAUCGGUCGUAAGUGACUUUUUUCAGUGCUGUUAUCACUUCAAGUGGUCACUAAACAAAUACUUGUAAGUCAGUGACUACCUAUAUUUAUUAGGUCAAACUAAUUUGGUUACGGUCACAGAAUUUUACUGACUUCAAGUGCUGUCCACAAAGCAUCACAUUCGGGUAGAGCUUUCUGACUAAAUGUUAUUACAAUAAAACCAUUAUCAAAUGUU